This is a messenger RNA of Protopterus annectens (West African lungfish), 2098 nucleotides long. It is a transcript of the gene RSRC2, whose product is annotated as arginine and serine rich coiled-coil 2. Bases 126 to 1622 code for a protein of 498 amino acids. The transcript is spliced from 10 exons. NCBI's taxonomy places the organism in Eukaryota, Metazoa, Chordata, Ceratodontiformes, Protopteridae. The record is from RefSeq and is a predicted model, not a curated record.
UAUUCAUUAUUUUUAUAUCCGGGUAUAGUGUGGGUGUGUGCAGUUCCUUUGCGUUUCUCUAUGUGAAUUUUGAUGGAAUAGAAAAAAGCGCAUAUGGUUAAUUUAAGUUUACGUAAAGUUUAAGCAUGGCGGCAAGUGACACUGAAAAAGAUUCAAAUACAGCGAAGAAAGUUGGUCAAGAUGUAGAGAAGAAAAAGGAACAAUCACCAGAGAGGUCAAAGUCACCCAAAAUUUCCAAGCAUAGUCAUUCAGAAUCGCCAGAGCUCAAGAAUUCCAAGCACCACAGCUCAGAAUCGCCAGAUCGUGUCAAGUCCCCAAAAAAAUCAAAACAUCGUUAUUCUGAGUCACCAGAACAUUCUAAAUCCCCCAAACGUUCAAAGCAUCGAUAUUCUUUAUCGCCAGAAUGUUCAAAGUCACCCAAGACCUCUAAGCAUCGACAUUCAGAGUCUCCAGAAAUGUCCAAGUCCCCAAAGAGUUCUAAGCAUAGACAUUCCGAGUCUCCAGAACGGUCUAAGUCUCCUGCAACUUCCAAACAUCGAUAUUCUGAUUCACCAGAAAAACGCAAGUCCCCCAAAAGUUCUAAACAUCGGUAUUCUGCAUCACCAGAUCGUCGCAAGUCCCCAAAGAGUUCUAAACGGCGAUAUUCCAGAUCUCGAUCAAAGUCAAAAGAUAAAAAACGGAAAUCAGAAAGUGAAAGCAAGAAGCACAGAAGUCGAAGCAGAAGCAAAGAGGCAAGAAGACAUGGAUCCAAAGAGAAAUCUUCCAAAAGGCAGAAAGCGUUUAUGAAUUUAACCUUUGUUUUCAGACGACGUCGAAGUAAAAGCUAUGAUAGGAAAAAGUCGCGAUCCAAAAGUAGAGAUCGUAGAUCAAGAAGCAGAGACAAAAAACGUAAGGCCAGGUCUCGCUCUAGAUCGAAAUCUAAGAGGAAGAGCCGAUCCAGAAGUAAAAGCAGAGAUCGAAGGAAAAGAAUUGAAAAGCCUCGACGAUACAGCAAAAGCCGCAGUAUAAGUCCAAUUGUACCUGUUUUUAGAGGUCGGAAUACUGCUAUGGAUGCACAGGAGGCACUUGCUCGGAGACUAGAGAGAGCAAAAAAACUGCAGGAGCAAAGAGAGAAGGAAUUGCUUGAAAAGCAGAAACAGCAAGAAAUGGUUUCAGCUUUGUUGGCAUCAGGAACUCAAGUAACCCCUCAGAUAGCCAUGGCAGCUCAGAUGGCAGCACUUCAAGCAAAGGCACUAGCAGAGACUGGAAUAGCUGUACCAAGUUACUACAAUCCAGCAGCAGUAAACCCAAUGAAGUUUGCAGAGCAAGAGAAGAAGCGAAAAAUGUUAUGGCAGGGCAAGAAAGAAGGAGCAGAUAAGUCUCAGACAGCAGAGCUGUGGGAAAAGUUGAAUUUUGGUAAUAAGGACCAAAAUGUUAAAUUCAGAAAACUGAUGGGCAUUAAGGGUGAAGAAGAGGCUGGUAGUAGUAGUACGACAGAUGAAGAGAGCUUGAAAACUUUGAAGCAGCAGGAAGAAGUAUUCAGAAAUCUGGAUGCACAGUAUGAAAUGGCACGAUCACAAACACACACACAGAGAGGCAUGGGACUGGGUUUCUCUUCUAUGAGAGGAAUGGAUGCAAUUUGAUAACUUUCUCCAAUGAAUGUAUUUUGUCAGGAAUCACUGCUGCAGACUCUCCUGUCCAGGCUUCAUCUUCUACUUUCAGAUCACUUACCAGAUAAGCUAGCAUUCUAGCUUGCAUGGUUGAAGUUAUUUAUUAAAAAAUACAAAAAAAAGACUGUAAAUAAGAGUUGGAUUAGUUCUGAUGAUGAUGGAAUUUCAAGUGGAUUCUGCACACCUCCAUUUUACUGAGACUUUACCGAAGGAAAUUUCUGGUCAAAACUACAAAGUCUGCUUUAAUACUGUGAGGAAGCAGACUUUGGGGAAAAGAACUCUAUUCAUGUUAAUAGUUCAUGGUCACUGUCUUGUGUACUGGCUUUUGUACUAAAAACUUGUACAGUUGUCUUCAUUUCUUGAAAAAGAGUAUAACCUGUGUAGCUGUUAUCUGAAGGCCAGACUAGGCACAUCUUGUUCUGUUUAAUAAAGCUGGGUUUUUUUGUUUA